Molecule: messenger RNA, 2209 nt
Organism: Linum tenue
Lineage: Eukaryota; Viridiplantae; Streptophyta; Magnoliopsida; Malpighiales; Linaceae
Source: the annotation of a GenBank genome assembly
AUUGCAUACUAGUUUGCAAUCGACGAACAAGACAGUAGAUCUGAUCCCGGUGCCUAAUCGCGCGGAAAUGGAGAUCGAGAGCCAAUUGGUCGUACUGUGCAUCGAAGCGGCCUGCCGAAGCAAAGAAAGCAUCGAGCGAUGGAGACGGCAGCGACGGACACUGGAGCGGAUGCCUUCUGUUCUCGCCGACGCCUUGCUCCACCGCCUCCUCCAACGCCGCCUCCUCUUUCCUUCUUUGCUCGAAGUUUUCAAAAACAGCGUGGAGGAUGUUGAUCUCAGAGGCGAGAACGCAGUGGAUGCGGAGUGGAUGGCGUAUUUGGGAGCUUUCCGCUACUUGCGAUCUUUGAAGCUUGCCGAUUGUUACAGAAUCAAUAGUUCUGCUCUCUGGCCUCUAGUUGGUAUUGGUUUGACCAGGUUAAAGGAAGUAGACCUUUCUAGAUGUGUCAAGGUUACAGAUGUUGGCAUUCGGCAUCUCACCUUUAUCUCGACGUUGGAAGUAUUGAGGCUUUCAGGAACUAGCCCAACUGAAGACGGGAUUAUGCUGCUCUCCUCACUUAGGGAGUUGUCAGUUUUAGAAUUGGGUGAUUUGCCGGUCACUGAUAGAGUCCUGAGCUCUCUCCAGGUAUUGAGAAAGCUAAAACACCUUGACCUUUGGGGGAGUCAAAUAACAAACAAAGGUGUUUCUCUUCUGAAAAACUUCCCAAAGCUGAGUUAUCUCAGUCUGGCGUGGACAGGUGUCACAUUGUUUCCAAAUAUACCAUCUAUUGAAUGCUUAAACUUAAGCAACUGCACCAUUGACACUGCACUUGAAGGUGAUGGUUAUAAAGCUCCACUUGCAAAGCUUAUUUUAGCUGGAACGAAGAUACAAAAUGAGGCUGAUAUGUUCUCAUGGACUGGAUCAAGUUGCUUAUCUUAUUUGGAUGUCUCCAAUUCAUCCCUUGUCGACUUCAGCUUUUUGUCCGAAAUGGAAGCUCUCGAACAUUUAAAUCUGAGCUCUAGUAUGAUGGGAGAUGACUCAAUCGAAUGGAUAUGCUGUAUUGGAGCCAGCUUGAGAAGUUUAAACCUUAGCAAAACGAGGGUUACUUCUGCUGGAAUAUCAAAAUUAGCAGAACACGUUCCCAGACUCGAAGUGCUAUCAUUAUCUUACACUCUGAUAAAUGAUGCUUCCAUCUCAUUUCUUGGUAUGAUGUCGUCACUCAAGGCGAUCGACUUAAGCAGCACAAAAGUCAAAGGUCUCAUUCGUCAAGAAGGAGCUGAGCCUGACGAAAUCGCCUCGCUGUUGAGCCUUCUCAGCCUCAACAGUUUGGAAAGCCUGAAAUUGGAGCAUACUCAAGUGGAUGAUGCAGCUCUAGUUCCAUUAUCUAAGAUGAAUGAACUGAGUCAUUUGUCUCUCAGAAGUGCUUCACUGACAGACACUGCCCUCCACCAUUUAUCAAAGCUGUCGAAGCUCACCCAGCUCGGUCUUCAGAGUGCCGUGUUGACAGACAAUGGCGUGGGGUCAUUCAAACCCCCGGGAACCCUAAAAGUUCUCGAUUUGAGUGAUUGUUGGCUCCUAACAGAGGAUGCCCUCGUGUCUUUCUGCGGAAGGCACCCUCUACUCGAAGUAAAGCACGAACACUUACGGACCUCCUCAUCAGAUCAAACUGGCUCUCGCCACUCCCCCUCACCCUUGUCAUCAUCGAGACGCUCCCAAGGGAAUCGUAAACAAGCGAAGAGGCCUACGACCUCUUUGCCCGUGUCUCGGUAUUUCAUCGAUCAAAGGCUGAAGUAUAACAGAGAGGAGAUGCUCGCAAUGCAGUACCAACCCAUGUCUCUUCGGACUACCCAAGAGAUGGAAGCUGCCGUCUCCUAUAUGCAGUCGAAUUGAAAAAAAAAAGAGUAAAUAUUUCUUCUCUCUUUUUGUAGUAAAUAUUUUUUCUUUGUUGUAGUCUUAAGUACUUCUUCUACCCUUCCAUAUCCUGGGUUUGUUGUAACUUCAAUCAUUUCAGACACCGAGUUUUUCUUUAGUUUUUACUUUUACUUUUUACACAGGCUUUGCUCUUAUCUAUUGUCUCAUCUCUUAUACGUUUCCUGGUUUAUCUGGGUAGCUGAAAGAAAUUGUUGUAAUUUUGAAGUAUCUGUGCAAUAGUUUUGUUUGUUUUACUGAAAGAAUUCAUUGACUGUAUUUUUUUUAUUAAUUAACGGUUUUCUGUUUCAACCGAAAUCAUUA